CCUCCUCCCUCCCCCGUCUCCCUCCGCAUGCACUCAUCUCGUCCUGCAGGAAUACGCUGCUGUUCCUCCGCCGCUGCAGUCUGACACAAGCGGCAUGUCCACAAACUGAGAUCCGCACGUCGUACUGUCAGGCUCACACAGCGGCACAAUCCCUCCUGAAGGACGGUGAACUUGUGAUUUCUGUCCCCCUGCUGAAGGAGAAGAAGGAGCGUUGUUAUACCCCUGCGACGAGAGCUUUUUUUGGUGUGUGGAAAAUAUAAAGACUUGGAGUAGGCUCAAAACAAGGUCUGUCCCUGUAAACGUGAGCACUGAAGGAAGAGAACACAGAACUGCUUCAUCAUGAAUUUUGUAAUGAAAGCUGCGCUGGGAGGAGGUCCUCCUGAUGUGGGCAAGAUGCUGGGUGGGGAGGAGAAGGAGGAGGACCCUGACGCAGCAAAGAAAGAGGAGGAGCGUCAGGAGGCACUGAGGCAGCAGGAGGAGGAGAGGAAGGCCAAAUAUGCCAAGAUGGAGGCUGAGAGAGAAAGAAUGAGACAAGGCAUCAGGGAUAAGUAUGGCUUGAAAAAGCGUGAGGAGGCGGAGGCCGAGGCUGCAGCCGCUGCAGAGGAGCCCGCAGCCGGCAGCUUGACUCGACCCAAGAAGGCCGUGCCGGCCGGCUGCGGUGACGAGGAGGAAGAGGAAAGCAUCAUGGAUACGGUGAUGAAAUACCUGCCUGGCCCGCUGCAAGACAUGCUGAAGAAGUAAGCUAGCUCGCUAGUUAAUGCUAACGUUUCCUAGUUUAGUUCAUACGUUACAUUCACAAGGCUGGCUUAAAUCAGGGUUUUUCUUUUUCAUCCACAUGAUAUAGAUAUGAACUUUGUUCUCUAAGUGCAUACAAUUAUUCGAGUGUGGUCUUUUGGUGUUCAGACAAAUCAAAAGUUUUAUAGCGGGGAAAUGAAUCAUUUGUGAACCAGCCAUGUGAAUCGUGACCGUAACACUAUGCUAGGUUGACCUUUCAGGUGAACGUUAGCUUUACUGAGGUGAACGUUAGCUGUGCUACACUGAUGAAGCUAACAGCAAACAGCGGGGCUAAAAUCAGUAUGAUAGAUGGUUUAUCCUUCUAGUCCGAGAGAUUUUAAACUCCCCUUUCUCUCUCUGUGAUAGCUGCAGAGCUUUCUCACAGCUUUUGAAAAAAAUAAAAUAAAUAUAUAUAUCCCUGUUCGCUCAAUUUGUACAUAAAUAAAUCAAUACAGUACAUUACAAGCCUCAAGGUGGGCAAACAAUCAUACAAGUAUAUAAAAUUAUUAUAUUAACUGUGUGUCUGUCUCUAAAUUCAUAAAAUAAAUGUGACAACUUGAUAAGCCAUAUUUUAAAAUGGAAACUUAAAGACUAGUGUUUUGUGCUCCUAAAGCUGUUUUAUGUUCCACCAUGUCUGAAAUUUCUAUAAAACUUUUUGCACACAGUGUUACACAUCCUGUUGAUAGACCUGUUGUCUAUUACCCCUACACACACACUCCCCCGAUGCCCAAGUAUAAUGACAUUCAUGUAGUGUAGUGUUUAAAAACGUUUAUAUUCCCCUGCUCUGUGUGUCUCCUUCUUAUGUCUUGCAUGCCAUUUGUCUGGACAAGUUUGUGUGAAUAUGUACCAAUUCACUCUCCUAUCCCUUUUUAUCCCAGUCUUUAUCAUGCAAAAAAUAUUAUGGCAAUAACUCCUAUGUUUGAGUGUGUUUUCGCCACCGUGUCGAUAUAACUGUUAAUACUAUCAGUAAUAAUACAAAAAAGAGUGUGCAUUCAGGAAAUUUAAUUUACAUGUUUGCAGGGUUUUCUUUUUGGUUGUCUCAUUGUUUUGAUGAGGAAUGAUGUGUAGCCGUUCAUUCAACAGCCAAAACCUUAAGCUUUCAGCCAUAAAAACAGAACUUACAGUAUAUAAUAUUACUUUCAGGAUCUAGUACUAAGGAGAGAAUACUGAAUGAAUAUGUAUGAGUAAGUAAGACAUGUAAUUAUUAUUUUAAGCUGUAUUGAUAAAUAUUAACUUGAAAGUGGACUAAAGGUCUGUAUUUUGCACCAUGUGAAGAUUUGUGAAACAGACAACACUCCUCCAUCAGCACACACACACACAUACAGUGAAGUGAAUACUGCAGUUUGGCUACUGAUUUAGUUAGACAGCAAAACCAGAAGUGUUUUGAAGGAAUGUGAAAAGGAUGUGAAGUGAUGCUUUAUUUGGUUCCACUUGUUGUUGGUUUAGGUGUGAGAAUGAGCUGCUAAGGGUGAUGCAGAAUGCUGUGAGCAAUAAAGGAUUAUCACAUAUGUUUUUGCCUGAGAUUCAAUAAAGAUUUAAGACCUUGUUCACAUUAA
Scatophagus argus is the source of this 2330-nucleotide messenger RNA. RefSeq names its product complexin 2, like (gene cplx2a). Lineage: Eukaryota; Metazoa; Chordata; Actinopteri; Scatophagidae. Gene Ontology annotation, cellular component: terminal bouton; SNARE complex. Gene Ontology annotation, biological process: synaptic vesicle exocytosis; regulation of neurotransmitter secretion; neurotransmitter transport. Gene Ontology annotation, molecular function: syntaxin binding. The record is from RefSeq and is a predicted model, not a curated record. The transcript has 4 exons. Bases 340 to 741 code for a protein of 133 amino acids.